Hippocampus comes (tiger tail seahorse) is the source of this 1201-nucleotide messenger RNA. It is a transcript of the gene sgcg, whose product is annotated as sarcoglycan, gamma. The record is from RefSeq and is a predicted model, not a curated record. The transcript has 8 exons. Lineage: Eukaryota; Metazoa; Chordata; Actinopteri; Syngnathiformes; Syngnathidae. Gene Ontology annotation, cellular component: sarcolemma; sarcoglycan complex. Gene Ontology annotation, biological process: heart contraction; cardiac muscle tissue development. The coding region runs from base 190 to 1062 and encodes 290 amino acids.
UGCAUAGCAGAAUGAGAGGCAGAGACGGUCGGCGGGGCAGCGGGAGCGCCGUCUGGUGCCUCGGUGGAUUUAUCGACCGCAGCUGUUGAGCGGCUGUCAGACGUGUGCGAGGAGUUCCACCGCCGCUCUUCGAACUCCUCUUAGACAGAAAAAGAAGGCGAGCGAGCGAGUCUCGCCACGACCUCACAGAUGGCGGGUGAGCAGUAUGAGAGCAGCACGGAGGGCAGCAGCGUGCCCGGACCCGUGCCCGAGCACGUCUACAAGGUCGGCAUCUACGGCUGGCGGAAGCGCUGCCUCUACCUGUUUGUCCUCCUGCUCGUCAUCAUCCUGGUGGUCAACCUGGCCCUCACCAUUUGGAUCUUCAGGGUCAUGUGGUUCAACUCGGAAGGAAUGGGCCUCCUGCAAGUCGACUCAAAUGGCGUGAAGUUGGACAAGGGUGAAUCCGAGUUCCUGUUGCCCCUCUACGCCGAGGAGAUCCACUCCCGAGAUGACUCUCCACUACUUGUACAUUCAGAUACGGAAAACGUGUACCUCAAUGCCCGCGAUGAAAAUGGCGAUGUCACAGGGAGGAUGUCUGUGGGUCCACGACAGGUUGAAGGAUACACCCCGAACCUGCUCAUCAGCUCCUCCGGUGACAUGCUGUUUUCUGCAGAUGGCAAACAGGCUGUGAUUGGACCAGACAAACUGCGCAUCACAGGUCCCGAAGGAGCGCUGUUCCAACAUUCAGUGGAGGUUCCUCUUCUCAAGUCGGAGCUCUUCAAAGACCUGAAGUUGGAGUCUCCCACUCGUUCGCUCACUAUGGAUGCUCCAAAGGGAGUUCAUUUAAAAGCCUUGGCUGGAAACAUUGAAGCAGCUUCCAAUAUGGAUGUCAUUCUGCAGUCCAGCGUGGGACUGUUGGUGCUGGAUGCCGAGACAGUCCGCAUGGUCAAUCUGCCCCAGAGCCAAGGAGGAGUUUCUGGAAAUGCCGAAGGUCUCUUUGAGGUGUGCGUGUGUCCCAGUGGAAAGCUCUUUCUGUCCAAGGCUGGGGUCACCUCCACUUGCAGUGAUAACCAGGAGUGCUAAGAUGUGUGUGUGUGUGUGUGUGUGUGUGUGUGUGUGUGUGUGUGUAAAUCUAGCACAUCCUCGAACAAACACAACUCCCCCUGCUGGUGGGGAUCUUAUAGCGAUGUGAUCCACACAAGCUUCAAAACAAAAACAAACA